Messenger RNA from Choloepus didactylus (southern two-toed sloth), 7843 nucleotides. RefSeq names its product calcium voltage-gated channel auxiliary subunit beta 4 (gene CACNB4). Gene Ontology annotation, biological process: chemical synaptic transmission; calcium ion transmembrane transport; regulation of voltage-gated calcium channel activity. Gene Ontology annotation, molecular function: protein binding; high voltage-gated calcium channel activity. The record is from RefSeq and is a predicted model, not a curated record. The coding region runs from base 298 to 1854 and encodes 518 amino acids. The transcript has 14 exons. Gene Ontology annotation, cellular component: voltage-gated calcium channel complex. NCBI's taxonomy places the organism in Eukaryota, Metazoa, Chordata, Mammalia, Pilosa, Megalonychidae.
GGGAGAGCGCUUCUCCCAAUUGGCUCUGGUAGGCGAGAUCUCGAGAAGCCCCCUCCCCGAGACCUCCGCCUGCGUGGGUCGCUGCCCUGGACCCGGCUGCGGGAGCGGGGGAAACGCCCCUGUCGCUGUAAGGUGCUGGGCUCUUCGAAGUGCGGGCCAGGCGCCCGGGCGCCGGCGCGGGUCCUGGAGCCAGAAGGGGAAGACCUGCUACCCUCCCCCUCCUCGCCGCACCCCAGCCUCCCGGGGCCAGCCCGCCCUCCGCCCACGGCUCACGGGCGGGCCAUGCGGCGGUGAACCAUGUCCUCCUACGCCAAGAACGGGACCGCGGACGGGCCGCACUCUCCCACCUCGCAGGUAGCCCGAGGCACCACGACCCGGAGGAGCAGGUUGAAAAGAUCUGAUGGCAGCACCACCUCGACCAGCUUCAUCCUCAGACAGGGUUCGGCAGAUUCCUACACAAGCAGGCCAUCUGACUCUGAUGUCUCUUUGGAAGAGGACAGGGAAGCGAUUCGGCAGGAGAGAGAACAACAAGCAGCUAUCCAGCUUGAGAGAGCAAAGUCCAAGCCUGUAGCAUUUGCCGUGAAGACGAACGUGAGCUACUGUGGGGCCCUGGAUGAGGAUGUGCCCGUCCCGAGCACGGCCAUCUCCUUCGAUGCCAAGGACUUCCUACACAUUAAAGAGAAAUAUAACAAUGAUUGGUGGAUAGGAAGGCUGGUGAAAGAGGGCUGUGAGAUUGGCUUCAUCCCAAGUCCACUUAGAUUGGAGAACAUACGGAUUCAGCAAGAACAAAAACGAGGACGUUUUCAUGGAGGGAAAUCAAGUGGAAAUUCUUCUUCAAGUCUUGGAGAAAUGGUAUCGGGGACGUUUCGAGCAACACCUACAUCAACAGCAAAACAGAAGCAAAAAGUGACGGAGCACAUUCCUCCUUAUGACGUCGUACCUUCAAUGCGUCCAGUGGUGUUAGUGGGGCCGUCCCUGAAGGGUUAUGAGGUAACAGACAUGAUGCAGAAAGCCCUCUUUGAUUUCCUGAAGCACAGGUUUGAUGGGAGGAUAUCAAUAACAAGAGUGACAGCUGACAUUUCUCUUGCUAAGAGGUCUGUUCUAAAUAAUCCCAGCAAGAGAGCAAUAAUUGAACGUUCGAACACCAGGUCCAGCUUAGCGGAAGUACAGAGUGAAAUUGAAAGAAUCUUUGAGUUGGCAAGAUCUUUGCAAUUGGUUGUUCUUGAUGCAGACACCAUCAAUCACCCAGCACAACUUAUAAAGACUUCCUUAGCACCAAUUAUUGUCCAUGUAAAAGUCUCAUCUCCAAAGGUUUUACAGCGAUUGAUUAAAUCUAGAGGAAAAUCCCAAAGUAAACACUUAAACGUUCAACUGGUGGCAGCUGAUAAACUUGCACAAUGUCCCCCAGAAAUGUUUGAUGUUAUACUGGAUGAAAAUCAGCUUGAGGACGCAUGUGAACACCUCGGGGAGUACCUUGAGGCGUACUGGCGAGCUACCCAUACAGCCAGUAGCACGCCCAUGACGCCUCUGCUGGGAAGGAAUUUGGGCUCAACAGCACUCUCACCAUAUCCUACAGCAAUUUCUGGAUUACAGAGUCAGCGUGUGAGGCACAGCAACCACUCCACAGAGAACUCUCCAAUUGAAAGACGAAGUCUAAUGACCUCUGAUGAAAAUUAUCACAAUGAAAGGGCUCGGAAGAGUAGGAACCGCUUGUCUUCCAGUUCCCAGCACAGCCGAGAUCAUUACCCUCUUGUGGAAGAAGAUUACCCUGACUCAUACCAGGACACUUACAAACCUCAUAGGAACCGAGGCUCACCGGGGGGAUAUAGCCAUGACUCCCGACACAGGCUUUGAGUCUGCAGAAACAAGGACAGCAAAAUAUUCAUCUGGUGACAAUUUGCCAUAGCACUGCUAGGAUAAACCCAUCAUCUUAACUUGGCAGGUACAGCACAGUAUUUACUGUGCUUAUGGGCUGCUGUCAUUUGAUGCUAAGUAAGGGGCAAAAAAAAAAAAAAAUGUACAUUAUGCCCUUAUGUCUAGAUUGAUAUUAGAUGUCCAAUCAUACAGAUAUUUUUCAGUGCAACAUUUACAUGAAAACAGUACCUUUUGUUUUCUUCAUUAGACUUAGACACAUCAAUUUGUAAUUUAGGGUUCUUAUUGAGGCACAUAUAAAAUAAUUUCCCAUGCUGGAAAUUCCAAAUGACCAGUUCCAGUUGGAACCAAUUUAUAAACCAAUUCCUGUUGGAAUUUGGGUGAAUCGACUAGAAAGUUUACUUGAGCAUGUUGCAAUCAAUUGAAAAAUUGGGGAGAAAAACUACUUAAAAAGAAAACCAAAAUACCAAUAGAAGCGAAAAAGAGCUUUGGUAUUUAAUUUGCUGGAAGAUAAAUUCACACUUAAAGUUGGAAUGUAUAAACAUUUUAAUAUAUGUUAAUGUUGCCAGAAUGGCUUUUGCAAACUUACCAAAUGUAUUGAUAGGGCCAAAAAAAAACCAAAAAAUCAAAAACAAAAAACUCAAAUUAUUGCAGCAAUUAUAUAACUCUCAGAUUUUUGUAUUUUUUUCUUUUCUUUCCUGGCACAGUUGUUGUAUUUGCUUUUUGUUUAGUCACUAUUGUUAAUUUGUUUGAAGUUGGCAAUGAAAUACAAAAUUUCUUCAGCAGUGAGAGAGAAUGGUAAAGAAAAGCCCAAGCAUAGCUGGUUUUAUGAAAUGGAAAAUGGGGUGCUGUUUCCCCUUUAAUCAAUCUGAGCACAACUAUAUACAUCCAGGAAUCUGAAAUCAGAUAGUAAGGAUGUGGCACAGAUCCUCCUGCGUGCAAGCGAAACAUCUCCAGAUGAGAAUUCACCUGUCCCACUUACCAUGAACAUGGGUUCAGUGUUUGCCACCAGCGCAAUUGAGUAACUUCUCCUUACUUCACUCCAUUUCUGUCUUUGAAUACCUGAACACCAUAGCCUUUCACCAAAUUCUUUAUAAUCACACUAAGAUUUUUGUUUUACAGAGACAAUUUUGAUAUUGAAAGAUGUGUUGUUUAUGCCAAGUAACUACUUGAACAAAGUUAUAAGAAAUUUGCAGGAUUUAAAAGAUUACAAUAAAAAAUAAACUCAUAGAUUCAGAAUAUACUUGUUGACUAAAAUUACAGCAAUUUUAAUGCAGAGUUAUAAAGGAUUUGGAGAUUGAGCUGCCUUAUUUCUAAUGAGCACUCUCCUUCACCUAUUAGGUCUUCACAGUUUUUCUGAUGGCUAUGAUUAUUAAAUUAGAGACUUUCUUAGUUAUCAAGGAAGCCUUAGUUCACUAUGAUCCAAGAAAUUAUUGAAAUUGACCCUUUUAUACAAUACACAAAUGUCUUUAAGAAAAGACUCUUGUUUCUAAAAGUCCAACAAUGCAUGUAUUUUCAAAAACCCCAAUAGGAUGGGGCCGGAAAAUCCUUUUCUACUGGUUCAUGUCAUGCAGCCUAUUUUUUGAAAACAAGAAUAAUUAAUUUUAUAUUAUUUCAUUUUUCCCUAGGCCUUUCAAUGUUUAGGCUUUCAAAGCAUGCACCAUUAAGUAAGUUGCCUGACCACAAACAUAACUUCUAUAUUCCUGAUCAGUUACGCGUAUCUUGAAACACAUUAAUGCUCCCAAAACAUUGUCUCUUUUUCAUGUUCACUGUGUGUACCCCAUCAUGAACCUGUUUAAGCUGAUAAUGAGGAUGCCUGGAAUUAUUAAAUCAUCUCAAAUAUUUCAUACAAUUAAGAAAUAUGAGCUCAGUAAAUUUUUGAAGUUAAUAUGUGAUACUAGUUUAUGAGGUUCUUUUGUCAUCUAGAAAAGCUUACAGAAAUUUCAGUUAGGACAUUUACAAGAGACGUAUCCAUUAGGCAUUUUAAUAAACAUAUAACCUGCCAUUAUUGAAUACUUUGUUAGAGCACAGGAGAGCAUUUUCCAGCAAACAAAACUAUAUUUAUUACAUGUAUAGCACAUAUUUGCAUGAGAAAGAAAACAUUAGCCAAAACAUUUUUUCUAUAUGCUUUACUGGUUUCUUGUUUGUGCGCAUUCAAGUAUUUAAUUGCAAAGAGUGCACCAAGGUGUAUAAAUUUAGACUAGACAGCUGUUCAGUUUUUUCUGUAGUAGCAUUAGCAAUCUGGUCAUUUAACUACUUUACGAUAUUUACAUUUUAUGGCAGGUAGCUGCAAUGGCAUUUACAUAUAUUUCCUAGUCAACAAUAUUACCAUCUUCUUUCAACUUUUAAAAGUCACUUGUUUUUAGAGGCCUUGUUUCUAAGUCUUUCAUGUCAUGCUGAUAAAGAGAAAGGCCCAUUCAAUAUCUGUGCAUAAAGCCAUUCUAUCAUUUACCAUACCAGUUUUGCUUUGCAUUCUUAUUCAAAAGCUAACAGUCUUGGAAAGGGUAUAAUGUAUAUUUUCAGGAUGGAUAUAUUUUAAAUUUUACUUUAAUUUGGGAUAUUCUUUUACCUUCCUUUUCUAAUAAGUUUAUCUUCUCCAAAUGAACAAGAAUUUGCAUCUUCCUUUUUUUGUAAGCCUUAAAGAGUUUAUUGUGUAAGUGAUACUAAAAUACAGGUAUAUACCAAAUGAGAGUUUUACUUUUGUCAAACACAUCCAAGCACUUUUGGAAAGUAUGUAUUCCACAAAUACUUCAUUUUCAAUUGAUUUCAUUUUUAAAAAGGCAAAUGAUAAUAAGCAGGGGAAAUAAGCAUUUUAAUGCUGUGAGGCUGUUCUAACUCAUAGCAUAAAUCACAUAUGGGAAUUCUGUAAUUUUAGUCUGCUGACUUGUAACAAUGUGGAUUCAUGUGACUAUAUGGAAAUGUAGUCCUGGAAGACAAGGAAUAUAACUUGUCGAACCUGAUGUUAGUUUUUACGGAUGUAAUGUGACUUCAAUAUUAUAAUAGAAAAUGUUACUUUCUUCAUUCCAAUAUAUAAAGUAACACUUAGAAAUGUUUGUAAAUGACCAAUGAUUCUCUCUUAACUUUCUACAGUUCUUUUAGAAAGAAAAUUGAAAUUGUUAACAAUUUAGACCAUGGUCUUUCCUAGUAAGAGAGUCUUUAUUAUAUGGCAGUAUAAGUUAUUGCAGUUUAGUCUUUAAUGAUAUGAAUUUUUAAAAUAUAAGACAAAUUCUGAGAAAAUUAUGUUUCCUUUAAACAAUUUGUAAUUUACUUUAAUUAUUAUUGUCAUUUGCAAAAAUGUAUUUUUGGAAUGUUAAGCUCUUUUCAUACCUGCAUACUUGAACUUGUCUUUUGGGGGCAGGGUGCUGAAAAUUCAUAAUAGGAGGUGGGGACAGUGAAAGGAAGGGGGAGAGGAGAAAUUAUGCCAAGAGAUGAUUUGCAAAUGUAAACUCUUUAAAUGAACAUAUCGUAAAAUAUUGCUGAGACCCAGGGUGUCAGUUAAGAAUGUUUCUAGGCAACCUUAUCCUGCAUACUAGUUACACAAUUUUAUUUUGGUAUUUGCUGAAAAAUAAAACGAUGUAUUGCCACUAUAGAAAUUGCCCUAUAUAUGGAUAUUUGUACUACCUCUUCUCUAGAGAAAAGAAUCUAUCUUUAAAAGGAAAAACAUUUGCCAAUAAGUAAAAUUUAUUUCUAUUACUACUGACCUUGCUGCAAAGCUAAAUGCAUAGUGUGAAAAUGUACCUUCCCUUUAGAUUUAAAACAUUUCCAAAAUGCUCUUCUUCCUUGUUAGUGAAGUUUUCUUUGAAUUGGUUCACAGUUUAUCAUGAGACAAGGUUAAUUUAAUAAAUAAGUCAUCAUUGGGAACAAAACAAACUGCAAGAGAAUUGCCUUUUGUGUGCCACUUGUUAAACUAUCUAGCUUUAAGUCUAAAAGAGAGUAGAUCUAGAGACUUGAUGUUUAAGUGCAGCUGGUUUGCAAAUUCGACUUUUGAUCCUUGACUUCUUUAUAGACACCCAGAACAUGACUUAGCCAUGGGUAAGGAGAUGUGUUCAUCUUGGUCUCCCAUGUAAUUGGAAGAGACGUCAUAUAAAUGUUCAAGUAAAUGCAAAUAUACCCCUUAUUCUUUUUAUAUUUCUGCCUUUGUCUUUCAUGACAAUGUUGCAUGUUAUUUUAAGUUUUAUAAAACUCACCCUUGAAUGAUUUUGUUAAUGAAAACUUUUAGGAAGUUAUGUAAUAAAAUUUGUUUCAAUAGUUCCUCAUACCUAUAAAAUACUAAUACUAAAACUGUUAUUACUUAUUAAAACUAUGUCUGUAGGGCAGAGAACAGUCCUGAGUGAUAAUUAUGAUCAAACCAGUCAAUGCAAUAGUUGUUAGAUAAUAAGGAUAACUUAAGCAGUCAUCAAGUUAGUCAAAGUACCAAAAUUGAUUUAUAUGGGCAAUUAGAGCUACAGCAUUCAAAAAUACUUUUUAAAGGUUUCUUCUUUGAUUUAAACAGUCUUUCUCAAAUGAAAUAUAUCCUGUUAGAGCAACUAUCAAUAUCUACUUGUGGAUGAUUUAAUCCCAAAUACUUCAUGUAAUUGAGGGGCAUUAUCAGAAGACUAGAAAAUAACUUAUCAAAUAAACCUAACGGCUGUAACUCCCACCUGCCAUGAAAAAUGUGUAAGAGUGAAUCAGCAAUGUGUUUCAGGGAGUCUAGUAACAUCUGAAACUUUCCUUUGUUUCUUUUGAUGUAUGUAAAAUUGUUCACAGAAAAAUGGUAGAAAGCAUUACAAUGAAUUUGGAGUGGUUUGGGGAAUGUGAUGUACUUCCUCAUUUGAAAAUAUAAGGAGUUAAAACGGGAACUAUCUAAGAACCAGAAGUGGCUGGCCUCUAGCUUUUCAGUAUUUUGUAAGUGUUCUUGGUUAUGUUUUGAACACUUAAAUUUCUCACGCAGGGGCCAUCUUGCCCUAGUUGCAUGCCACUUUCACAUACUUUUAACAGAAGUCAGUGUGAGUUCUGUAUGCUUAAGGGAUGUAUUAAAGAUGUGGGAUCAUUAAUGCUAUAUUGUUGCAUACUAUUUUUCAUAUGCCUUACUAAUAUUUUCUGGGACAUUAUUAAAAUGAAAGCAUUUUAUUGCCAAAAUAAAUCUAUCUAUGUUGUUAUUCUAAUCUGCAUUAGCAGUAGAAAAAUAAUGUAGCAAAAAACAUAUAUUGUACAGUAAAAAAUUAUAAGAUACAUAUAUUUUGCCAAUAAUAUAAAAAUAGAUUGAGGAGAAAGAAGCACAUUUGUUAUAGCACAAACUUUCAACAAAAUCCACUGUUAAAAUUGGGAAUUGUAUUUUUUAAAAGUAUAUAGAUUUAGUUCUACAUUUUAUCAGAUUUACUUCAUCUACCAUCUUUUUAACGUUCUGCUUAAUACUCUUCCAGCAAUUUAUUUCAUAGCCUUGCAAUUUGUGGAUGUAAUUUAUUUUAUUCCCUUCCAUAAAAAACUUAUUAAAUUUUAUUUUGUGAUAUGACCCAUACUAUAUUUGCUGUUCUUAUUUCUUCUCCUUCAGUAACAACUACAAAAAGUAACAGCAGGUGAGCUCAUAAGUAGAGCAUCUCUGAAUUUUGCACAUUUUUGAAAUUUUCUAUAUUUUCACAGCCUAAAGUCAGAACAAUCAAUAAAGGUGUCCCAACAAUAAAAUAGUAUUUAGGGAUUCUUUAAUUUGUUUUGUGCAAAAUACUAUUUUGAAACAUAAUUUAAAACCAUUAGCUGUUUUUUUGAAGGGUGGUGGGAGGGAAUUAAAAAUAGGAAACAUACUAAAAGUAAAACAUACUAAAAAUAAAUAUGGCAAAGUAAUGUAAAAAGGUUUUCCCUCUGUCCUGAGGGCUGUUUAUAUCCCAGGCUAUUGCUACAUCUUUAGCUACAAAGUGGAAAAAAAAAAAAAUAAUUGCCUUGGUCAAAUGAUUUUUUUCCGUUCUUUAGAUUUUAUUUAUUUAUUUUGAUAAUUUAU